Molecule: messenger RNA, 1620 nt
Organism: Aureobasidium namibiae CBS 147.97
Lineage: Eukaryota; Fungi; Ascomycota; Dothideomycetes; Dothideales; Saccotheciaceae
Exons: 2
Coding region: 1-1620 (539 amino acids)
Source: RefSeq, a predicted model, not a curated record
AUGUCAUUACCAUCUCAGGGACUGCGUGAGCCUCGUGGCUUACCUCCUAAGCCUUACGCAGCUGAAGACGAUGCCGUGGUCCAGCAGUGGCAAAGUAAUGGAGGAGCUGAACGGGCUGAGCUGAUGCCUCCUAGAGAGGCUGUAUUGCCGGCAUCCUCGUCAGGCCACGAGAUGCAGCCAGAGGUCUCAGCACAGGGCCUGUAUCCAUGGCAGGUCAGUUAUUCUCAGGCCGAGAGAUACCAUAUAUCCGAAGGUCCAGAGGACAACACCAGGCCAGCCAAUUUGCGUAAGACAAACGAAGACGACUUCUCGGAACAGGCUGCAGUCGCCCGCGCACAGUAUACUCGUGCAUUUCCGCAGUUUGAUAACGGUCUUGCAGUCGAUAUGCAAGGUUGGAGCCAGAACGUCGCACAGAACAUGACAUACUACCCCCAGACCUGGCUCGGAGGUGGUGGUUUGCUGAGAGAUGUUGUUGACGGUGCCGAGCAGGAUGAGCAGACCCAGUUUGAUGGCGGAACACGUUUUGAUACGUACACCUGGGGUACGGGAUCGGACGAGAGCCUGCCAGUGGUCGCAGCAUUGGAUAUGUCUUGGCAACUUGAUUCGUUCUUCCGUGAAAGUGUCGAUGGUCGAAGAAACGCUGCCUCAGAAUCUCUCUCUCCGCUAUCAAGACCAAGAGACUCGAGGACAAACCAGCCGACGUCAUUCGAGGAAGGUCCACUCUCAGACAUGCAGUAUCCUGACCUCGGCCCGGACAUGGAUGAGACGGCAUUCCAGCACGUUCUGCCUACCACAGAACGCCGCGAAACGGAGCCCAACAACAGUGAAGGUCAAGCAAAGUCCGCCGCGCUUUCGAAAGCCUUGAGCGAGGCCAGAUCAAAGAGAACCACAUCGCUCAUGGAGCCAGUGUCAACACACUCAGCAAACACCCUCGGUCCUCAUUCCAACAGCGACACAAUUCAAUACCCACCCGACAUGUCUCAACCCGAUCCCCACACUUACCUCGAUGCGCGCGAUCUCAAUCAUGUCGACGGUGCCUCUCUACGCGCUUCCAGAUCCGCCAGCGAGACUUCCGAGCUCGACAUCUCGUCGUUCUUGGACAGUCAGGAGCCUGCCACCGCUCAUCAGCCAAAACCCAUCCAAAACAAUCACCGACCCGAGCAAAUACACAUCUACCGCAUCAGCGAGAUUGUGGUCGACAUCUGCAGAAGUCCCCGUGACCAGCGCGAGAAGGAGGCUAUAAGACUUCUCACAUCUCUCGGCUUGAGCCAGUCACAGCAACAUCGCGCCUUCAAGAUCUACGCAGACAUGGCUGCCCAUAACAAAGAGACAAAGAAGGAUGCAGAACCUCUUGUGUUCAGAAAGUGGCUCUGUCUCUUGAUCUACGACGUACAGACCCGAGCGAGUGCCGCCAACAGCGCCUCCAAGAACAUCAAUGAUGCCAGGAUCAAGGGACUCUUCUGCAAGGAAGGCAUUCAUCAGUUGAAGUGUGGCCAUACCUGCCGCUCCAACGAAGAAUGCGGCAUGAACUGUGUCAUCUUUUCAUCCUACCCUGACACACCUAUCAUCGACGUUCGCAUGUCGGAGCUCCCUUGCAACGAGUGUGGCAACUGGCUUUGA